AUGAUGAAGACUUCUGCUGUUGCAUUCCUCGCUCUUGUUUGUAUCUCCUCGGCCUUCGUGGUCCCACAAAAAGCUGAUCAAUGCGGAGCUGUCGAUAUCACAAAAAUGGCAAAGAGAUAUGUUCCAGUUCAAAACUCUGAUGCUACUUGUGAAAUCUGUCUGGAUCUUGUCUUGAUUGCUGAGACUUAUUCUGAAUGUGAAGAGGCUAUCAUGGAACAUCAUAUGGAAAAUUAUUGUGUUGAACACGUCAAGAACAAGGCUUCCCAGGCGGCUUGCAAACUUAUGGUUGACGAUAUUGCUCAUGCCGUCAUUGAAGAUACUGAUGAGAACCCAACUGCUGUGUGCAAGAGAGUCAUCCACAAGACAUGCCCAUACAAUAACUGA
This is a messenger RNA of Caenorhabditis remanei, 384 nucleotides long. RefSeq lists its product as uncharacterized. Bases 1 to 384 code for a protein of 127 amino acids. NCBI's taxonomy places the organism in Eukaryota, Metazoa, Nematoda, Chromadorea, Rhabditida, Rhabditidae. The record is from RefSeq and is a predicted model, not a curated record. The transcript has 4 exons.